CUUCGUAGAACGAGUAAUCUACCCUAUUCUCGUUAUACACAUAAAAACAAUAAACCGUGACUUGAUAGUAUCACUUACGCGAAUGGUGAGGAACUUGAUACGUUAAGACUAAAGUAUUAAAUAGAAAGAAUAUAUUUUAGAUGAAGUAUUUAAUUGUAUCUUAAAAUCGAUUAUGUGACUGGUGAAUAUUAUGUAAUUUAUGAAAUAAUACAGUGAUAUUAUUGAAAAAAAGAACAGUUUGUAUCUAAACAAAUAUUAAAUAUAAUGUCUAUGUUGAAAUCAAAAGGAUAUCUUUUUCUGGCUUCUUCGCUGUGCGAUGGUUUAGAGGAUAAUGAUAUAAAGCAAGUAACAACUUUACUUUUAAAUAAAGAAGCAAAUCCUAAUACAUUAAUUCCCACAUACGGAGUAACACCAUUUCACUUAGUAAUAGGCAAUGAUUCAGAAGCAUUUGCAGAGGAAGUAACUAAGUUGUUUUUACGCCAUGGAGGAAAUCCAAAUGUUAAAUCUGUGGAUGGAUUGACUCCAGUUCACGUGGCAGCAGCUUGGGGCAGAAUUACAGUACUGGAGUUACUCCUGGCAAAUGGUGGAGAUGCUCUUUGUUUGGAUUAUGAAGGACGUAGUCCAUUUCAUUAUGCAUUUGAUGGGAAAUAUUAUGGAGCAAUAGCGGUGCUUAGCAAAUACUGCGAAAAUGUUACAAAAGAAGAAAAACCGAUUAAAUAUAAAAUAACUUUUGAUAAACUUGUUGUUAACGAUGGAGAUACCAUAGCAGAAUAUGUUGCGUUAUUAGAUACUCAUAUCAUCAAUCAAGAUAUAUUAAAUGUAAAAGAAUGUCAGACAAAUGAAGAAAACAGACUUUCCAAUAACAGGGACAAGUAUUUUUAUUUUAGUGACAACAGUUUAAAUGACAACGAUGAGUAUGAUAUUAAUGCCGCAGAACUCCGACUUCGUGAAGAAAUGGACAGAGAGAAAUGUUUACUUAAUCAAAUAAUUAAUCAACUUUCCAGCUCUUUAAAUUCUAACUCUAAAGAGACAGAUAUUAACAGCGAAUAUAAACAAGUUAAAGACAGUCGGUGCGAUUCAAGUCCAUUGUCCGUAUUAAAUACAGAUGAUAGUUCAAUUUAUGAUGUAAAAGAUAAAUUUUCAUUGAAAACUAGAACAAAAAAGCGGUCUGUUACUCCGAGAUAUAAACGCAGGAUUUUUGGACGAAACAGUAAUACUAAAAUUCCAUUAAUACCAUUGCACGAUCCAAGUGAUUCUAUUAUAAGCAAAUCACCAAAUUUUUUAAUGGGAAAAACAAUUGAAAAAGAUCAAAGAUUCUCAUCGCCUAAAGUAUUAAGCAAAGAAUCGAAAUUUAAAACUUACACACCUUGUUUAACGAGAAAUGGAUCAUUUCGAUCAGACGAGUUUAAUUUUGGAAAAGAAAUGGCAAGAUCCACUCCAAGAAGAAAACAUUGUUAUAGACAGUAUUCAUCGCACAGAAAAUUGAAAAGGAAUGAAGUAUUAACGUCGUCAGAAAGCACAAGUCCUAGUUCGACAAACUCAUUAUCACCAGAUGAACAUCAUUAUCCCAAGUUAUGUUAUAGAUUUAAUAAAAAUUUUUCUAAAAAUCUGGCAGUAAAAUUACAUGAGAAUAAGUAUGACGAUGAUAUGCCAGUGAGUCCAAAUUUUAAUGAGAAGAAAAAUUGUAUUGGAGAAUAUAAUGUAAUGAAAAAUUUAGUAGACGAAUGUAGUAGCAACCUGGAAAGUCUAAAAAUGAAAGAAGCAAAAGACAUGGAAAGAAAGAGAGAAAAUUUAAAUGUAGACAGUGGUUUACAAGAAAAGUACUUAGAAGACUUAAAAGCCAAUGACACUUUAAAUACUUUUAAAGAGAAUUAUAAUAUAUUUUUAUCAAGUUUUCAAUCACAGUCUUAUGUUAGCAUACAAGAAGAAUAUAAAUAUGAAAGUUUAGAAGAAAAUCUCGCCUUUGUGGAACGUAGAAUUUACACUCUACCCCCUUGCAAAUCUGAAGAAGAUUUUUCCACGUCUGAUAAAUUAUGGCCCAAUUCAUUCAAUUUAUCAACAGAUAUAUGUAUAACAAAUGAAGAGUUAAGAAGAAAAUUAAUUAAACUAGGUGACAAUCCAGGACCAGUAACUAAUACAACAAGACAAGUAUAUUUAAAGCGAUUUAUCACUUUACAAAAGAGAACGCAACUAAUAAAACCAGACAACAGAUUUAUUUCUUUUAAGACUUAUAUUAACACAAAUGACUAUAACCAUGAAGUGAAAUCUUCUUUAGCAUAUGGAGACUGGGUAAAUCAAUUAGGAAGAUAUAAAAUUAUUGAAAAAACUGUUUUCAAAGAAUUUUCUGAUGUGGAUCCUUCUAGAAAAUGGAGAGACGGAAUAAACAAAACUAGUUUCAAUUAUUUACUCUUAGAUCCCCGUAUAACAAAAGAUUUACCCUUUCAUGCAGAAAGUAUGACAAAGUCUACAAUUUGGACUACAUUUUUAUCUGCUAUAUUUUAUGUAGGUAAAGGUACACGUAAUAGACCACAUUCCCAUCUAAACGAUGCUUUAAAAAUGUGGACUUCUUCUCAAAAAUACUGCGAAAAUGAAAAAGUUCAACGAAUUAUGAAUAUUUGGAAUGAAGGAUGUGGAAUUAUUUGUCUGCAAGUUUUUCAAAAUGUCAUUCCUGUAGAAGCUUACACUCGUGAAGCUGCUAUGAUCGAUGCUUUGGGACUGAAGAAAUUGAAGAAUCUUAAAAGCGGAGACUAUUACGGAAUAGCAGCAACGUGGAAUAUAAAAGAAAAAUGUAAUUUUGGAAGAUAUCUACUGUACCAAGCAAUGCAAAUAUUUUUACUUGAAGGAGAGAGACAUAUAUAUCCCCAAAAUUUGUAAAAUACGUAUACCUACACUUUAAAAAAGAGAUCAGAAUUUAUCUGUAUAUUAAAAAAUGACCAAUAUAUGUAUACAUCUAUGUGCAUAUGAAAUUUUAGCGGUGCUAAUACAAUAUUUAAAUUCGUGCAAUAUUAUAAAAUGAAAUAAAUACAGUAUAAUAAGUCA
This is a messenger RNA of Nomia melanderi (Alkali bee), 3039 nucleotides long. RefSeq lists its product as uncharacterized. NCBI's taxonomy places the organism in Eukaryota, Metazoa, Arthropoda, Insecta, Hymenoptera, Halictidae. Gene Ontology annotation, cellular component: nucleoplasm; cytoplasm. The record is from RefSeq and is a predicted model, not a curated record. Gene Ontology annotation, molecular function: DNA endonuclease activity; protein binding. Gene Ontology annotation, biological process: double-strand break repair via homologous recombination; resolution of meiotic recombination intermediates.